Bombina bombina (fire-bellied toad) is the source of this 507-nucleotide messenger RNA. RefSeq names its product sentan, cilia apical structure protein (gene SNTN). The transcript is spliced from 4 exons. The coding region runs from base 73 to 423 and encodes 116 amino acids. Lineage: Eukaryota; Metazoa; Chordata; Amphibia; Anura; Bombinatoridae. The record is from RefSeq and is a predicted model, not a curated record. Gene Ontology annotation, molecular function: calcium ion binding; transition metal ion binding.
AAAUCAUUCAGAACCAAAUACACAUUGUCUCCUGCAAGAAACAGUUUUUUAAAGCAAGAAACCGGCUAAAACAUGCCAAAAAGCAAUACAAUACCAAUUUCAAAACAACUGUCUUCUAUAAAAGCUCUAGGGAAAGGCUCUGAUCUAGAGAAAGCAUUUGCCACAACAAUCCUUGUUUACAAUUCACAUUCAGACGAUGAUGGGAAAAUGUACAAGAAAGAGGCUAAAGAACUGCUGCAAACUCAAUUUCCGAAUUUUGUACAGGGCCAAGAGACAAAGCCUAAGUAUAAAGAGAUAAUGUCUAACUUGGAAGAAGACAAAGAUGGGAAAAUGGAUUUUGAAGACUUCAUGGUGUAUUUGCUCAGUAUUUCUAUAAUGUCUGACUUUUUUCAAGAAAUCCGAAAAGUGAAGAAUACAAAAUAAUAAAAAAAACAUUUGUACAAAACUUAUAAUGUGAAUAAACAAAAUGGGGCAACGUAUUUGAUUUAAAUAUAAUUCUCAGGUAAA